Girardinichthys multiradiatus is the source of this 2562-nucleotide messenger RNA. Its product is annotated as nuclear factor 7, brain-like. The record is from RefSeq and is a predicted model, not a curated record. Gene Ontology annotation, molecular function: protein binding; zinc ion binding. Bases 79 to 1464 code for a protein of 461 amino acids. The transcript is spliced from 3 exons. Lineage: Eukaryota; Metazoa; Chordata; Actinopteri; Cyprinodontiformes; Goodeidae.
CCUCAACAAGUUCAGAGAUUCUUCAAGAUAAUCCUUGGUUCUCAAACAUAAACAUUGCAUGCUUCAUUCAGAGACUAAAUGGCUUCCAGAUUAGAGGAGGAUCUCUGCUGUCCGGUCUGUAAGGACAUCUUCAAAGAUCCGGGUUUUCUGUCCUGUAGCCACAGCUUCUGUAAGGAGUGUCUGAAGAACUGGUGGAGAGAGAAACCAACUAAAGAGUGUCCAGUUUGUAAGAGGAGAUCUUCAAAGGUUGAACCACCCUGUAACCUGGUUCUGAAGAACCUGUGUGAGACCUUCUUACAGCAGAGAGACCAGAGAUCUUCAGAGGAUCUCUGCAGUCUGCACUCUGAGAAGCUCAAACUCUUCUGUCUGGACCAUCAGCAGCCAGUGUGUCUCAUCUGCAGAGAUUCAGAAAAACACACCAAGCACAGAUUCAGACCCAUCAAUGAAGCUGCUCAGCAACACAAGAAGAACCUUCAGGAAACUCUGGAACCUUUGAAGAAGAACCUGAAGCUCAGGAAGAAAGUUCAAGAGGAGUUUAAUCAGACAGCAGAACACGUGAAGGUCCAGGCCCGACACACAGAGAGGCUGAUUAAGGAGCAGUUUAAGAAGCUUCAUCAGUUUCUAGCAGAGGAAGAGGAGGCCAGGCUGGCUGCACUGAGGGAGGAAGAGGAGCAGAAGAGUGGGAUGAUGAAGGAGAAGAUGGAGGCUCUGAGCAGAGAGAUAACAGCUCUUUCAGCCACAGUCAGAGCCACAAAGGAGGAGCUGAGAGCUGAAGACGUCUCCUUCCUGCACAACUACAAGGCUGCAGUGGAAAGAGUCCAGCGCUGCCCCCUGCUGGAUGGUCCACAGCUGCCCUCAGGAGCUCUGAUAGACCAGGCCAAACAUCUGGGCAACCUGGCCUUCAACAUCUGGAGCAACAUGAAGAACAUGGUGUCCUACACUCCUCUCAUCCUGGACCCAAACACUGCUGCUUCAGAACUCUUCUUGUCUGAAGAUCUGACCAGUGUGACUCUAGGAGAGGAACAGAAGCUUCCUGGUAAUCCAGAGAGGUUUGAUUACUGGUGUUCUGUCCUGAGUUCUGAGGGCUUUAACUCAGGGAACCACAGCUGGGAUGUUGAUGUUAGAAACAGUGAAUACUAUGAACUGGGUGUGAUAGCAGAGUCUGUCCAGAGGAAGAGAAUCAUAAAGUCUGGAUGGUUGUCUAUAUGGUUCAAUGGAGGUAAAUACUCAGCAUGGUCUCCACCAGCUCCUCCCACAGAUCUCUCAGUACAGAAGAAGCUCCAGAGGAUCAGAGUGAAUCUGGACUGGGACAGAGGAAAGCUGUCCUUCUCUGAUCUGGACACUAACACACACAUACACACCUUCACACACACCUUCACUGACAAGAUGUUUCCAUACAUCACCACUGUGGAUGAAGCAACAAUCUUACCGAUGAAGAUCUCAGUGAGCAAACAGCAGCUCUGAUGUUCUCAGCAUGAAGAACAUAAAGUCCAAAUGAAACCUUAUUGAUCAGAUUGAAGCUCAGUGUUUUAAACAGGAAACUGGAGAUGAUCUGAUCUGGUCUGACUGAUCAUCUGGUUGCUUUCAGGUCAGCUUCAGAUGAACAUUCAUAUUAGAGCUACAUAAAUUAUUGAAUCAUCACAAUAUCAGGAUGUGCAAUGUCUCAAAGACUGCUUGGAUGCAAUACUUGGUAAGAUAAUUAAUUAAUGACAUUCACACCCAGCAUGAUGAUAAUAUAUCUGACCAGUUGGACAGACUCUACCUGCUCUGAAAGGCUUCACCUGAUCUAUCUUUAUGGGUGGAGAUGCUGAGACUCCCAGAGAGCAGUGGGGACAUCGUGUAAUGAUAAAGAAGGAAAAAUGUUGGUUAAUACACAGUAAUAUAUUGAAAUCACAAUGUUGACUAAUAGUUUCACAAAUAAAUCUUAUUCUGGUACCGUGGAGCCCUCAUUCUGAUGCACAGGACAUCGUUCCUGAUCUCUGAGGUUGGUUAGAGGAGCCAUACUGGUUCAGUGUUUUUCUAAUAACCUUUAACCUGCUAACUGAGGCCUGCAAAGUCUGAGAUGGAGCUCCUGGGUUCUUGGUCAUUUCUCUGAGCUUCACGCUCUGACCUUGGGCUGAAUCUGCUGCGACAUCCACUCCUGGGAAGACUUGCAGCUGUCUGAGAUGUUUUUCACUUGGAAAUAAUCUUUGUCUCUGUAGAAUGAUGGACUUUAGAUGGUUUGGAGAUGACAUUAUGACCCUUCCCAGGUUGAUGGACAGCAACAGCUGCUUCCCUGAGGUCAUUGCUGAUGUCUUCCUGUCCUGGCAUUGUUUAUCCUUCCCUGUAUCCUCAUAUGUCUGAUCAGGAGCAUCUGCUGCUACUUUCUGUCUUUUGAAAGCUGUUGUGAUGGACUUAUGUUUUCAUACAGUUCUCCUGAGUUUGGCUCAGUUUUUGAUGAAUUCAUAGAAAUAUGGAGGAAUAUGUGAUGUGUUUAUCUGACAAUGGAUUUAUCUCAGAGCUUGAUGAGAUGAGAUCAUUUAUUAUGUAAGAAAAAAUGGAAAUAAAAACAGUUUAACCACU